This is a messenger RNA of Chionomys nivalis (European snow vole), 4071 nucleotides long. It is a transcript of the gene Nln, whose product is annotated as neurolysin. Gene Ontology annotation, cellular component: mitochondrial intermembrane space. The coding region runs from base 156 to 2267 and encodes 703 amino acids. Lineage: Eukaryota; Metazoa; Chordata; Mammalia; Rodentia; Cricetidae. Gene Ontology annotation, biological process: peptide metabolic process; proteolysis. The record is from RefSeq and is a predicted model, not a curated record. Gene Ontology annotation, molecular function: metalloendopeptidase activity. The transcript has 13 exons.
AGGGCGCUGGCAGAGCUGUCCGCGGCGUCUUGAGCUCUGGUCUCCGCGGCUAGGCCCACUCUCGGCUCCCGGGCCCCGUAGACUCCACCGCCCGCCUCCCGCAACCACAGACCGGAGGACCACGCGCCCGCUGCUGCCGGCCCCCCGGCGUGCCCAUGAUCACCCUGUGCCUUUCGGCUGUGCGAGGCCUCCACAGAGCUGGUGGUUCCAGGAUUCUGCUCAGAAUGACGUUGGGAAGAGAGGCAUCUCCUUUUCAGGCUGCAUCUUCCUACACGGCAGCUGGCAGGAACGUUCUAAGAUGGGACCUUUCUCCAGAGCAGAUCAAGACAAGGACAGAGGAGCUCAUCACACAGACCAAGCAGGUGUAUGAUGCUGUAGGGAAAAUCGACCUGAAAGAAGUAACCUACGACAACUGUUUGCAAGUGCUGGCCGAUGUAGAGGUGAAGUACAUAGUGGAAAGGACCAUGCUGGACUUCCCUCAGCACGUGUCAUCUGACAGAGAAGUGCGGGCAGCGAGCACAGAGGCAGACAAAAGGCUUUCUCGUUUUGAUAUUGAGAUGAGCAUGAGAGAAGAUAUAUUUCAGAGAAUUGUUCAUUUACACGAAAACUGUGAUUUGGAGAAGAUAAAGCCUGAAGCCAGGCGAUAUUUGGAAAAGUCAAUUAAAAUGGGAAAGAGGAAUGGACUCCAUCUUUCAGAACAAGUACGAGAUGAAAUCAAGGCAAUGAAGAAAAGAAUGAGUGAGCUAUGCAUUGACUUCAACAAAAACCUCAAUGAGGAUGAUACUUUCCUUGUAUUUUCCAAGGCUGAACUUGGUGCUCUUCCCGAUGACUUCGUCGACAGUUUAGAAAAAGCAGGUGACGACAAGUACAAAGUCACCCUAAAGUAUCCCCACUAUUUUCCUGUCAUGAAGAAGUGUUGUGUCCCUGAAACAAGAAGGAAGAUGGAAAUGGCUUUUCAUACAAGGUGCAGACAGGAAAACACUGCAAUUCUGCAGCAGCUCCUCCCGUUGCGAGCACAAGUGGCCAGACUUCUCGGCUACAACACCCAUGCUGACUUUGUCCUUGAACUGAACACUGCAAAGAGCACGAGCCACGUGGCAGCCUUUCUAGAUGAUUUAAGUCAGAAAUUAAAACCCUUGGGUGAGGCAGAACGGGAGUUCAUUCUGAACUUGAAGAAAAAGGAAUGUGAAGAGCGAGGUUUUGAAUUCGAUGGCAAGAUCAAUGCAUGGGAUCUCCAUUACUACAUGACGCAGACAGAGGAGCUGAGGUACUCGGUGGACCAGGAGUUCCUCAAGGAGUACUUCCCCAUCGAGGUGGUCACAGAAGGCUUGCUGAGCAUCUACCAGGAGCUGUUGGGACUUUCGUUUGAGCAGGUGGCAGAUGCUCACGUUUGGAAUAAGAGUGUUUCACUUUACACUGUGAAGGAUAAAGCUACCGGAGAAGUGCUGGGACAGUUCUACCUGGACCUUUAUCCAAGGGAAGGAAAAUACAACCACGCAGCCUGCUUUGGUCUCCAGCCAGGCUGCCUUCUCCCUGAUGGCAGCCGGAUGAUGUCUGUGGCCGCCCUGGUGGUCAACUUCUCACAGCCCGUUGCAGGCAGGCCGUCUCUUCUGAGACACGAUGAGGUGCGGACUUUCUUCCAUGAGUUCGGCCAUGUCAUGCAUCAGGUUUGUGCACAGACUGACUUUGCACGCUUUAGCGGGACAAAUGUGGAAACGGACUUUGUAGAGGUACCAUCACAGAUGCUGGAGAACUGGGUGUGGGACAUCGAAUCCCUGCGGAAACUGUCAAGACAUUAUAAGGAUGGAAGCCCUAUCACAGACAACCUGCUUGAGAAGCUCGUUGCUUCUAGACUGGUCAACACAGGUCUCCUGACACUGCGCCAAAUUGUUCUGAGCAAAGUUGAUCAGUCUCUCCAUACCAAUGAAUCGCUGGAUGCCGCAAGUGAAUACGCUAAAUACUGCACAGAAAUAUUAGGAGUCGCAGCUACGCCAGGCACAAACAUGCCAGCUACCUUUGGACACUUGGCAGGAGGCUAUGAUGGCCAAUAUUAUGGAUAUCUUUGGAGCGAAGUCUUCUCCAUGGACAUGUUUCACAGCUGUUUUAAAAAAGAAGGGAUCAUGAAUCCAGAGGUUGGAAUGAAAUACAGAAACCUAAUCCUGAAACCUGGGGGAUCUCUGGACGGCAUGGACAUGCUCCAGAAUUUCUUGCAACGUGAGCCAAACCAAAAAGCAUUCCUAAUGAGUCGAGGCCUGAAUGCUUCAUAGACCGGGGGGAUCCUGGGAGCCAUCCAUGUCUGGAGGACAAAUCAACACCGCCAUGUGGUGCCGGCCUGGAGACUGAAGGGAGGUUUACAAAUGAAAACUUAGAUUUCUAUUGAUUUGCUUUUGUUUUUUAAUUUUAAAAAUUAUACAGAUAUAAAUGGAAUUAUAAAUACUGUGACCUAAGAAAAGACCCACUAAAAUAAUUGUACUAUAAAAUUUCAUAAAAAUGGAUUUGAUUUCUUUUGAUAAAAGUUUCAUAUGAAUGUAAUUUGAUUUUUUUACUAUUAUAAUCUAGAUAAUAUAAUGUAAGAGGGCUAAGAAUUUUUUAAUUGAAUCACAAACAUGAUAUAAUUUGAUCCUUGUUAUAUCUUGAAGUUUUAUACUUGAGAUUUCUGAACUGAUAAAUGAAUCAUCACAUUCUCACUGGUAAAUGUUUUCUCAGAGCCCUGUGUCAACUUUGACCCUCUGCCUCCCAGCUGAGUGUCACUUGCCUUUUCUGCACAUCUCAAGGCCAGCAGAAUCUAUCUCAGUGUUUGUCCUGUACAGUGGGCUUCGCGAGUCUCAGCUUACUGUAACACCUAACUAUGUUUCUCCACUUAGAUUUGUUUUUUUCCUUUAUAAAGUUCAAUUAGGUAAUAUUUUUUAAAUUUUAGUCCUACAUGUUACAAGUUUUGUGUCUUGCACUAAAAACCCAAUUCCACUUCCACAUGAAAGAUAUCAAGUCUUUGGUUGAAGUCACAAGUGAGACAGAGUAAUUUUGGAUGUCUUUUGGAUUCUUCUGUUUCUUUUAUUUUUGCUCUGUAUUUUUUUUUUUUUUUUUGCUUUUAUUUUCUUUGUGUGAGGUAAUAUCUCACUAUGGAGCCUGAUUAGCCUGGAACUCAUGGUAAUUCCCCUGCCUCAGCCUCCCAAACCUUAGGAAUGUGAGCCACCACAUUCCACCUAAUUCUUGCGUUCCUAACAACAGAUUAGACUGUGCCUCCUACUGACCCCUCCCUGGAUUCAGUAGGUAGAUGCGCCGAGGGAGAAAGGACACUGGGUGGAGCCAAGAGUUUGGAAAACUCCAGAAAAGGUGCUUUGGAAUAGGGAAUUUGAGAACAGUUGCUCCCUAGUGUGGCGUGGACAAACGAGCUGUGGGGAAAGGCUCUCCAGGAGCUGCCUCGUGAGGUGAUUUCUGAGUGAACCUCCGGAUCGAUUUCCAACUCAGCAGCAGAUUAGUGCGCUCGCACCGUUUAUUUUAGCCGGGGUCUACUCCAAAAGGAAACCAAGUAGGCUACCGAGAAGAAACUGUGAGUGAACUGUGAGCGUGCACUCUGCAGGGUCUUCACGCCAUUCUCUUAACACGUACAUGAGGAAGGACUUUGCUGGCUGGGGACAAAAGGAGAGCCCUUCGGUUCUCUAGACCAACUGGACUUUAUGUUAAAUAAAACAUUAUGUUGUGUAAUAAAGUUACACACGGCAGAGAAUGUCAAGGACUUGCACGCAGAAGGAAAGCCCUUUUUUCUGUAGUUUGGUUUUUGUGGUGCUGGGCAGCAAACCUCUGGCUGCUUCACCCAUGCCAGCCAAGUGUUCUGUUCUCCCCAGCUGUGUUUACAGUGGUCUUAGAAAUCUCUGGGAGCUUCUGAUAUCUUUGCCUACCCCCGUCCCCAACUUUUGUUUUCCACUUUCAGACAAAAGAAAAAAUUCUCUCUUCAGCUUUUUACUGUUAUUGCCCACUGCAUCUCCUUCAGAAUAACUAUCGUGAAUCUUAUUUCACUUGGGAAAGCUAAUGGUGGUGUGUAAAAGACUUGCACACAAUAAAGUCACAUCA